AUGGUUAAUAAUUAUAUAAUUGAUAAUACUACAGUAAUAGAAAGAAAUUUUUUACUUUUAACAAAUGUACGUUGUAUUGUAAAAUUUUAUAUAUGGCCAUUAUUUGCUUUAUUUGGUUUAACUGGUAAUUGUUUAUCAAUACUUGUUUUAACACGACGUCGUCUUAUACGAACAAGUACAAAUAAUUAUUUAACAAUAUUAGCUGCAUUUGAUUCAUGUUAUUUAAUAAUUACAUUGAUACUUAAUUUUGGUUCACAUCCAACAUUUUCUCAAAGUGCAUUCACACAAACAUUAUUAUUUCUUCUACGUCCUUUGGCUGAUUUUAGUUCAAAUACAGCAACAUGGUUAAUUGUUUGUUUCACUCUUGAACGCACAUUAGCUGUAGCAAAACCUAUUUAUGCUAAACGUACAUGUUCAGUACGACGAUCACGUCAUGUCAUAUGUACUUUAUUAAUAAUAUGUUUUUUAAUAACAUUACCAACUUAUUUUGAAAAUUAUUUCAUAAGUAAUAUAAAUGACGUUGAAAAUAGAAAUAUUACUUUUAACAUAACACAAAAUAUAAAUUUAACAAAACGAAAAGAAUUUUUUGUUAUAUUACAUCGUUCAUAUCUAGUAUUUAUUUGUGUUAUUAUUAUAUGGAUACCACUUAUUUUAGUUUGUAUCUGUAAUUCAAUUCUAAUAUGGUAUGUUCAUCAUUCUCGCCGUUUUAAUGGUUGUCUACAAUUAACAGCUGUCCACAACACAUUUCCUAAUUCAUCAGUAUUAUCAAUAAAUAAAUCUGACUAUUCGACAAAUAAUUAUCAUAAAACAUCAUUUUUAUGUACAUCAAAUAUUCCAUUAAAAAAUUCUUAUUCAUUUCCUUUACGCCGUCAUAGUCGUUCGUAUGUUCAAAAACGUAAAGUAACAAUUGUAUUAAUAUUUUGUUUAUUUGUUGCAUUAUUAUUAUGGACACCUCAAAGUUUAUCAUUAACAUAUGAAACAUUAAUUGAAAGUUAUUCGGAAAUGCCACCUGAACGUCGAACUAUAUUACUUAUAUUUAAUAAUUUUGCAAAUUUAUUUCUUUGUAUAAAUGCUUCAAUUGAUUUUAUACUUUAUUGUUUUCUAUCUGAAAAAUUUGCUCGUACAUGUCGACAAAUGAUUUGUCGUACAUGUUCAAAUGAUGAAGUAAAUUCUUGUCAACGUUCACGUAUAAUGUCACUUGAUCGUACAUCAUUUAUUUUAACAAAUUUAUCAAAUAAUCCUUAUCAACAACAAUUAAUAAAUAAUAGAAUAAAUAAUUAUGAUACACAAUUAUAUCAUAUUUAUCAUCAUUCAUUAACAAAUCAAAAAAAUAAAAAAUCGAAAAUAAAUUUUAUUCAAAGAUUAACAAAAAAUAAUCAAAUUGAUAAUCAAAUUUCUUAUCGCACAUCAUUAAUAGGAAAAAAGAAAAAAAGAUUUUCAAGUAUUUAA
Messenger RNA from Rotaria sordida, 1449 nucleotides. The record is from the annotation of a GenBank genome assembly. NCBI's taxonomy places the organism in Eukaryota, Metazoa, Rotifera, Eurotatoria, Philodinida, Philodinidae.